Molecule: messenger RNA, 1610 nt
Organism: Pseudovirgaria hyperparasitica
Lineage: Eukaryota; Fungi; Ascomycota; Dothideomycetes; Acrospermales; Acrospermaceae
Exons: 2
Coding region: 233-1588 (451 amino acids)
Source: RefSeq, a predicted model, not a curated record
GCAUUUUCAUCCUUGAGCCACUUCACUCUCGAUAUCCUUCAGGGACACGAGUAUCAAACAUAUCACAAACACUAUCGCUAUCCUUCUCAUACGGUACCAGGCUUUACCCAGAGGCACUCGCACCAAUUCUUCAGCCUAACGAACCACAUUUUCGAGCUUGCUAUUUGCUGGAAUCGAGAUUCUGACCCUAUAGAGGUAGUACGAAACUCGUUGUAGGCUCAAUUACCUCAAAAUGCCAACCACCAGCCAGUCUACGAUUUUUAGUUCUUUCAAUGAAGCAAUGACGGACUUGAAAUUGCCUGCUUCAAGGCAGAGGGCACCUUCUGCACUUACUCGCAAUGGCACAUCUGAUCGAACAGACCCUCCAAAAUUCUGGAUCGAGGUAGACGCCGGAAUCUGGGUUCAAUUCGCACGGGACGUUCUGAAUCUUCCAGAAAUCAAAGAAGCAUUGCGUGCAUACUACCUCCCUGCGAUUGAGCGCCCAUUUGAAAUCCAUAACGAAGCGGAUGUAGUCCGGGCGACGACGUUAUACCUGACCAAUCCCAUUAACAAAGCUCUCGAAAAGAUCUUUAACCAGACCAUUUCUUUCCAUGCGGAACAUGUAGAGAAUUCAGAUGGUGAAAGCGUUCGUGCUGAUCUCGUAUGGAAAUAUUCGGAUCCUCAAACAAAAAAAUCAACGAUCGUAGCUGUUCUGGAGCUGAAAAAAAGAGGAGUCAUGCAGUAUUCGCAAUGGCAACAGUCCCAGACCUCGAACGAUGCUCGUAGUAUUGGAAGGCGGAUGGAACAAAUUCGAGCACAGGAUCGCUCGCAAAAUCCUUCUGGCACGCUUCUUUUCUCCCAUUCGCGUACACUGUCCAAACAGGCUGCUGCCUAUGGCGUUAGGUUCGGAACCAAAUACGUCGCGCUAUACGAUUAUAACGACCUUUUUCUAUAUUACUUCAACGCCCUCAGUGCAGGAGGUGUUGGCGACAUUGCUUCUGGCACAUACAUCGGAACGGAGCAAGCACCUGACGUCACCCAACGCAAAGCACUGCUAGGCUGGCUCGUCCGCGCAUGUGCUGAGAAAGGCCUGGGAAAAGGCGGAGAAACGAUCGCACCCCAGACGUUCUCCGGACCAGUUCCCGUCCCCGCCCCGGAACAAACACAAGCCACUGCAGGUGCUCAGCAACAUGACACCUCGUGCGUCGCCGACUUGAGGCGCUCGGGUCGUCAUCAUACCCGUGGCGGACCGUCACAGGGGGGACAGUAUACACAGUCGAACCAGCAGUUUACGUCUACUAGACGAGCAGCUCCAAUGCCUGACAUGUACCAGCAAAUGACCACGGAUGCAGGGUAUGGUGUCCAGAAACAAGUCGACAAUGCACAUCUUAGAAGAGUGUACCCAAGCGCGCUUCAAGAGAGUGGGAGAUAUAAUGAACGAUCUUCACAACAAAAGAGGUCUGAAACUAUGCCCAGGAAAUUGGAAGUAGACAGCAAGGAUCAUCGCGCCAGAAAGGGCGACUACAUCGGCUAUGGCCCGAAGCACUAUAGUGGUAGCGAAAGAAAGGUCCCACAAGGUGAAACGAAUAGGAACAAGUGGUGGGCUUGACGGUAUCAACUUGAUUGGCAGG